UCUUACUUGUGGGAGAUGCUGGAGAUAUUCCACCCUUUCCCUCGGAAGAGUCGAUGGUGCGCUUUCUUCCAGGCGAGCCGUGCGCCACAAAUAACCUGGUACCAUGAUAAAGAGGAAGUUGUUUUGUGGAUGAAUACUGUAGGACCGUAUCAUAAUCGCCAGGAGACAUACAAAUAUUUCUCUCUUCCUUUCUGCGGUGGGUCCAAAAAAAGCAUAGGACACUACCAUGAAACACUGGGAGAAGCCCUUCAAGGGGUUGAGCUGGAGUUCAGUGGCCUGGACAUCAAAUUUAAAGAUGAUGUGAUGCAGUCCACAUAUUGUGAAAUCGCCUUGGAUAAGCAGACCAGGGAUGCGUUCGCUUAUGCCGUCAAGAAUCACUACUGGUACCAGAUGUACAUGGAUGACUUGCCAAUAUGGGGUAUUGUUGGAGAAGCGGACGAAAACGGAGAAGAUUACUAUCUCUGGACAUACAAGAAACUUGAAAUAGGUUAUAAUGGAAACAGGAUUGUGGAUGUGAAUUUGACAAGUGAAGGGAAGGUUAAGCUGGUCCCCAACACAAAGAUUCAGAUGUCUUACUCUGUAAAAUGGAAAAGAUCAGAUGUGAAGUUUGAAGAUAGAUUUGACAAGUACCUUGACCCAUCCUUCUUUCAGCACAGGAUUCAUUGGUUUUCGAUCUUCAAUUCUUUCAUGAUGGUUAUUUUUCUGGUGGGCUUGGUUUCUAUGAUUUUAAUGAGGACACUGAGAAAAGAUUAUGCACGAUACAGUAAAGAAGAAGAAAUGGAUGAUAUGGAUAGAGAUCUCGGCGACGAAUAUGGUUGGAAACAGGUUCAUGGCGACGUCUUCAGACCAUCCAGUCAUCCGUUAAUAUUUUCCUCCCUUAUUGGUUCCGGCUGUCAAAUCUUUGCAGUUUCUUUCAUUGUGAUUAUUGUCGCCAUGCUGGAGGAUUUGUACACAGAGAGAGGAUCAAUGCUAAGUACCGCUAUUUUUGUUUAUGCUGCAACUUCCCCAGUGAACGGCUAUUUUGGAGGAAGCCUUUACGCCAGGCAAGGAGGAAGGAGAUGGAUAAAGCAGAUGUUCAUCGGCGCGUUCCUCAUUCCCGCGAUGGUGUGCGGCACAGCCUUCUUCAUCAACUUCAUUGCGAUCUAUUACCACGCUUCGAGGGCUAUUCCCUUUGGGACCAUGGUGGCCGUUUGCUGCAUCUGCUUCUUCGUUAUCCUUCCCCUGAACCUCGUUGGCACGAUACUGGGACGCAACCUUUCAGGGCAGCCCAACUUUCCUUGUCGGGUCAAUGCCGUUCCUCGCCCAAUCCCAGAGAAAAAAUGGUUUAUGGAACCAGCUGUUAUUGUUUGUUUGGGCGGGAUUCUCCCAUUUGGAUCCAUUUUCAUUGAAAUGUAUUUUAUCUUCACCUCCUUCUGGGCUUACAAAAUCUAUUAUGUCUAUGGCUUCAUGAUGCUCGUCCUGGUCAUCCUUUGCAUUGUGACUGUUUGUGUGACAAUUGUGUGUACGUACUUUCUGCUGAACGCAGAGGACUACAGGUGGCAAUGGACAAGUUUUCUGUCUGCUGCUUCAACGGCCAUCUAUGUUUACAUGUAUUCCUUUUACUACUACUUUUUCAAGACAAAGAUGUAUGGUUUAUUUCAGACAUCAUUUUACUUUGGAUACAUGGCAGUAUUUAGCACAGCACUGGGAAUAAUGUGCGGAGCGAUUGGCUACAUGGGAACAAGUGCCUUUGUUAGAAAAAUCUACACCAAUGUGAAAAUUGAUUAAGGAACCUGGACUCUGGAACAGCUAACAUUUUGGGGGGUGGGGUGGGGACAGAGUAUAUAAACUUGCACACCAAAAAGCGCAAGGCGAAAAUUGUGUAUUUAACACUGGGCACUCUGUGGGUCUCUCUCUCUCUCUCUUGUGGAUCAUUUAAAGCAACAUCUGUUUCCAUUGAUCCUAGGUUACUGACUUCCUCCAACUGUUUGCAGCGAAUGCUUGGAUUGUAUCCAAUAGGCAUGACCGCAGUCCAUGCGACUCUUCCCAAAAACUAGCUCAAAUGAAAUAGACUAGCUCUCUUCAGUGAAGAGGACAACUGUAUUUAAGCAUUGCUCCAUGUGAUUAAAAAGGAAAGUGAAGCACGUGGCUCCUAAAACUUUUCUGAUUUGUUAUUGGUACUUAAAAUUCUGUUCUGGAAAGGUCUCUUCCCUCCAAUGUUAGUGCUGUGUGACAGGAUGUGGGAACGCUGGGUGCUACCAGGAUAAUUUGCAAUAUCUGUUAUUGAACAUGCGUGCGUUUGUUUAAAGUGGCAAUUAUAGGCAUGCAAUAUCAGUUGAAUAGGGACCAACUUUCCAUCUGUUCAUCAUUAAAGGAAUGUCCAGCUAUGUGUCAGGUCCAUCCAAAGAAACGAAGUACAAAGGCGGAGUUCCCUGCACUGCAAUUCUUGUACAGUUAGCAAGUGAAAUGGUUAAAUGAAGAUGAUAAAUUCUGUUUUUAUUCAAUACUUGGAGGUCUAGAUAAAAAUAACUGAAUGUCUACAGUGAUUUAUUUCUUUUUUCCUAACUCAGUCGCCUGCUCCCAUCCCCAGAUUGGAGUGAUUACUUGAUGAUUUAAAGAGGGUAACAAGUGUAUAAAGCAUUAAAUGAUGUACCUUAGAUGUAGCUCCCAAUGUAUUUGGAUGUACAGAUUUACUAAAGAAUACUUUUUCUGAUAAUUCAGUGUACAAAUGUGUGAAUUUAGGUGGCUUUUUACAUCUUGCCUGCCAUUGCAUGAAAUGUUGGGGGUUUCCUUGCAGUGUGUGUGUGUCACGUUUUCUGUUUACUGAAGCUCUUUCAAAGCAAAAACUUGUAAUUUAUAACAGUUUAAUUUUUGUUUAGUUCUCUCUGAACACUUGUAUAAUAUCUAAAGCAAUGCUGCUUUAAGUGUUCAGAAAAUUUAAAAUAAACUUUUCAGACAAAUGUUCUGAUUGUGAAAAUAGAUA
Messenger RNA from Varanus komodoensis (Komodo dragon), 2962 nucleotides. RefSeq names its product transmembrane 9 superfamily member 3 (gene TM9SF3). The transcript has 15 exons. The record is from RefSeq and is a predicted model, not a curated record. Bases 16 to 1767 code for a protein of 583 amino acids. Lineage: Eukaryota; Metazoa; Chordata; Lepidosauria; Squamata; Varanidae. Gene Ontology annotation, cellular component: membrane. Gene Ontology annotation, biological process: protein localization to membrane.